Molecule: messenger RNA, 600 nt
Organism: Stylonychia lemnae
Lineage: Eukaryota; Ciliophora; Spirotrichea; Sporadotrichida; Oxytrichidae
Source: the annotation of a GenBank genome assembly
AUGAACACUUAAAGAAACUAUCUCGCCAGAAGAAUGUUUUCUUUGUACAACUACAGAGAUAAAGCCAACCCUCAAGUCUAUAUGGUCGUCUAAAGAAAUGGCUAACCUCUUGGCAAGAUGGUUUUCGAGCUUUUCAAGAACAAGACUCCAAAGACUGCUGAAAACUUCAGAUCUCUUUGCGAAGGUGACAAUUCUAAGAAAUACACCUUUAAGAAUAGUAUUUUCCACAGAGUUAUUCCAGGAUUCAUGGCUUAGGGAGGAGACUUCACUAAAGGCAAUGGCACUGGUGGUGUCUCAAUCUAUGGAGCUAAAUUCCCAGAUGAAAACUUUGAAUGCAAACAUUAUAAGAGAGGUUAACUCUCAAUGGCCAAUGCUGGUCCAAAUACCAAUGGAUCUCAAUUCUUCAUUACCUUUGCACCUACUAACUGGCUUGAUAAUGCUCAUGUAGUAUUUGGAGAAAUGAUUGAAGGUGAAGAAACUUUAACCAAAAUUGAAAACACAGGUUCUAGAUCUGGUCAAGUAAACGGUAAAAUUGAGAUCGUAGAAUGUGGAGAAGUUAAGCAAGAAAAGAAAGAGGACGCUCCUCCAGCUUAAAACUGA